Messenger RNA from Closterium sp. Yama58-4, 11610 nucleotides. NCBI's taxonomy places the organism in Eukaryota, Viridiplantae, Streptophyta, Zygnematophyceae, Desmidiales, Closteriaceae. The record is from the annotation of a GenBank genome assembly.
AUGCGUGCGUACCGUGCCCACUGCGCCCCCACUGCCACCAUGGCGGUGGCUGUGGGCAGCAGGCAGCGCGGGUGCAGGCGAGGGCGAUGUGCAUGCACCCGUGCUACUCACCACCGCGUCAGCUGCGCGUGCACAGGCGGUGGGAGGCGGGGCAGGGGUGGUGGCAGCGUGUGGUGGUGCAGGGGGCAUGGCCACCAUGGGCAGGGAGGGAAGCAGAGAGGUGGGCUCAUUCAGUGGCGUGGCAGAAAUGGCUGCACAAACAUGUGCCGCCCGCACCUCCCCCGGUCCCCUUCCCACACCUGCCACUUCGCCUGCUGCUGCUGCUGGCGGUGUGGGUGGUGGCGGCGGCAGACGAGUGGGGGGCAGCGGCUUGGCGAAGAUGAAGACAGCGAAGAGACCUGCCCAGGGGGUGUGGUGCACACUGGCACUAUUCCCAUGAAUGUGGUGCACACUGGCACUAUUCCCAUGAAUGUGGUGCACACUGGCACUAUUCCCAUGAAUGUGGUGCACACUGGCACUAUUCCCAUGAAUGUGGUGCACACUGGCACUAUUCCCAUGAAUGUGGUGCACACUGGCACUAUUCCCAUGAAUGUGGUGCACACUGGCACUAUUCCCAUGAAUGUGGUGCACACUGGCACUAUUCCCAUGAAUGUGGUGCACACUGGCACUAUUCCCAUGAAUGUGGUGCACACUGGCACUAUUCCCAUGAAUGUGGUGCACACUGGCACUAUUCCCAUGAAUGUGGUGCACACUGGCACUAUUCCCAUGAAUGUGGUGCACACUGGCACUAUUCCCAUGAAUGUGGUGCACACUGGCACUAUUCCCAUGAAUGUGGUGCACACUGGCACUAUUCCCAUGAAUGUGGUGCACACUGGCACUAUUCCCAUGAAUGUGGUGCACACUGGCACUAUUCCCAUGAAUGUGGUGCACACUGGCACUAUUCCCAUGAAUGUGGUGCACACUGGCACUAUUCCCAUGAAUGUGGUGCACACUGGCACUAUUCCCAUGAAUGUGGUGCACACUGGCACUAUUCCCAUGAAUGUGGUGCACACUGGCACUAUUCCCAUGAAUGUGGUGCACACUGGCACUAUUCCCAUGAAUGUGGUGCACACUGGCACUAUUCCCAUGAAUGUGGUGCACACUGGCACUAUUCCCAUGAAUGUGGUGCACACUGGCGGUAUUCCCAUGAAUGUGGUGCACACUGGCACUAUUCCCAUGAAUGUGGUGCACACUGGCGGUAUUCCCAUGAAUGUGGUGCACACUGGCACUAUUCCCAUGAAUGUGGUGCACACUGGCACUAUUCCCAUGAAUGUGGUGCACACUGGCACUAUUCCCAUGAAUGUGGUGCACACUGGCACUAUUCCCAUGAAUGUGGUGCACACUGGCACUAUUCCCAUGAAUGUGGUGCACACUGGCACUAUUCCCAUGAAUGUGGUGCACACUGGCACUAUUCCCAUGAAUGUGGUGCACACUGGCAGCAUUCCCAUGAAUGUGGUGCACACUGGCACUAUUCCCGUGAACGUGGUGCACACUGGCACUAUUCCCAUGAAUGUGGUGCACACUGGCACUAUUCCCGUGAACGUGGUGCACACUGGCACUAUUCCCAUGAAUGUGGUGCACACUGGCACUAUUCCCAUGAAUGUGGUGCACACUGGCACUAUUCCCAUGAAUGUGGUGCACACUGGCACUAUUCCCAUGAAUGUGGUGCACACUGGCACUAUUCCCAUGAAUGUGGUGCACACUGGCACUAUUCCCAUGAAUGUGGUGCACACUGGCACUAUUCCCAUGAAUGUGGUGCACACUGGCACUAUUCCCAUGAAUGUGGUGCACACUGGCACUAUUCCCAUGAAUGUGGUGCACACUGGCACUAUUCCCAUGAAUGUGGUGCACACUGGCACUAUUCCCAUGAAUGUGGUGCACACUGGCACUAUUCCCAUGAAUGUGGUGCACACUGGCACUAUUCCCAUGAAUGUGGUGCACACUGGCACUAUUCCCAUGAAUGUGGUGCACACUGGCACUAUUCCCAUGAAUGUGGUGCACACUGGCACUAUUCCCAUGAAUGUGGUGCACACUGGCACUAUUCCCAUGAAUGUGGUGCACACUGGCACUAUUCCCAUGAAUGUGGUGCACACUGGCACUAUUCCCAUGAAUGUGGUGCACACUGGCACUAUUCCCAUGAAUGUGGUGCACACUGGCACUAUUCCCAUGAAUGUGGUGCACACUGGCACUAUUCCCAUGAAUGUGGUGCACACUGGCACUAUUCCCAUGAAUGUGGUGCACACUGGCACUAUUCCCAUGAAUGUGGUGCACACUGGCACUAUUCCCAUGAAUGUGGUGCACACUGGCACUAUUCCCAUGAAUGUGGUGCACACUGGCACUAUUCCCAUGAAUGUGGUGCACACUGGCACUAUUCCCAUGAAUGUGGUGCACACUGGCACUAUUCCCAUGAAUGUGGUGCACACUGGCACUAUUCCCAUGAAUGUGGUGCACACUGGCACUAUUCCCAUGAAUGUGGUGCACACUGGCACUAUUCCCAUGAAUGUGGUGCACACUGGCACUAUUCCCAUGAAUGUGGUGCACACUGGCACUAUUCCCAUGAAUGUGGUGCACACUGGCACUAUUCCCAUGAAUGUGGUGCACACUGGCACUAUUCCCAUGAAUGUGGUGCACACUGGCACUAUUCCCGUGAACGUGGUGCACACUGGCACUAUUCCCAUGAAUGUGGUGCACACUGGCACUAUUCCCAUGAAUGUGGUGCACACUGGCAGCAUUCCCAUGAAUGUGGUGCACACUGGCACUAUUCCCAUGAAUGUGGUGCACACUGGCACUAUUCCCAUGAAUGUGGUGCACACUGGCACUAUUCCCAUGAAUGUGGUGCACACUGGCACUAUUCCCGUGAACGUGGUGCACACUGGCACUAUUCCCAUGAAUGUGGUGCACACUGGCACUAUUCCCAUGAAUGUGGUGCACACUGGCACUAUUCCCGUGAACGUGGUGCACACUGGCACUAUUCCCGUGAACGUGGUGCACACUGGCACUAUUCCCGUGAACGUGGUGCACACUGGCACUAUUCCCGUGAACGUGGUGCACACUGGCACUAUUCCCAUGAAUGUGGUGCACACUGGCACUAUUCCCAUGAAUGUGGUGCACACUGGCACUAUUCCCAUGAAUGUGGUGCACACUGGCACUAUUCCCAUGAAUGUGGUGCACACUGGCACUAUUCCCAUGAAUGUGGUGCACACUGGCACUAUUCCCAUGAAUGUGGUGCACACUGGCACUAUUCCCAUGAAUGUGGUGCACACUGGCACUAUUCCCAUGAAUGUGGUGCACACUGGCACUAUUCCCAUGAAUGUGGUGCACACUGGCACUAUUCCCAUGAAUGUGGUGCACACUGGCACUAUUCCCAUGAAUGUGGUGCACGCUGGCCCUAUUCCCGUGAACGUGGUGCACACUAGCACUAUUCCCAUGAACGUGGUGCACACUGGCACUAUUCCCAUGAAUGUGGUGCACACUGGCACUAUUCCCAUGAAUGUGGUGCACACUGGCACUAUUCCCAUGAAUGUGGUGCACACUGGCACUAUUCCCAUGAAUGUGGUGCACACUGGCACUAUUCCCAUGAAUGUGGUGCACACUGGCACUAUUCCCAUGAAUGUGGUGCACACUGGCACUAUUCCCAUGAAUGUGGUGCACACUGGCACUAUUCCCAUGAAUGUGGUGCACACUGGCACUAUUCCCAUGAAUGUGGUGCACACUGGCACUAUUCCCAUGAAUGUGGUGCACACUGGCACCACUCCCAUGAAUGUGGUGCACUCUGGCACUAUUCCCAUGAAUGUGGUGCACACUGGCACUAUUCCCAUGAAUGUGGUGCACACUGGCACUAUUCCCAUGAAUGUGGUGCACACUGGCACUAUUCCCAUGAAUGUGGUGCACACUGGCACUAUUCCCAUGAAUGUGGUGCACACUGGCACUAUUCCCAUGAAUGUGGUGCACACUGGCACUAUUCCCAUGAAUGUGGUGCACACUGGCACUAUUCCCAUGAAUGUGGUGCCAGUGAAUGUGGUGCACACUGGCACUAUUCCCAUGAAUGUGGUGCACACUGGCACUAUUCCCAUGAAUGUGGUGCACACUGGCACUAUUCCCAUGAAUGUGGUGCACACUGGCACUAUUCCCAUGAAUGUGGUGCACACUGGCACUAUUCCCAUGAAUGUGGUGCACACUGGCACUAUUCCCAUGAAUGUGGUGCACACUGGCACUAUUCCCAUGAAUGUGGUGCACACUGGCACUAUUCCCAUGAAUGUGGUGCACACUGGCACUAUUCCCAUGAAUGUGGUGCACACUGGCACUAUUCCCAUGAAUGUGGUGCACACUGGCACUAUUCCCAUGAAUGUGGUGCACACUGGCACUAUUCCCAUGAAUGUGGUGCACACUGGCACUAUUCCCAUGAAUGUGGUGCACACUGGCACUAUUCCCAUGAAUGUGGUGCACACUGGCACUAUUCCCAUGAAUGUGGUGCACACUGGCACUAUUCCCAUGAAUGUGGUGCACACUGGCACUAUUCCCAUGAAUGUGGUGCACACUGGCACUAUUCCCAUGAAUGUGGUGCACACUGGCACUAUUCCCAUGAAUGUGGUGCACACUGGCACUAUUCCCAUGAAUGUGGUGCACACUGGCACUAUUCCCAUGAAUGUGGUGCACACUGGCACUAUUCCCAUGAAUGUGGUGCACACUGGCACUAUUCCCAUGAAUGUGGUGCACACUGGCACUAUUCCCAUGAAUGUGGUGCACACUGGCACUAUUCCCAUGAAUGUGGUGCACACUGGCACUAUUCCCAUGAAUGUGGUGCACACUGGCACUAUUCCCAUGAAUGUGGUGCACACUGGCACUAUUCCCAUGAAUGUGGUGCACACUGGCACUAUUCCCAUGAAUGUGGUGCACACUGGCACUAUUCCCAUGAAUGUGGUGCACACUGGCACUAUUCCCAUGAAUGUGGUGCACACUGGCACUAUUCCCAUGAAUGUGGUGCACACUGGCACUAUUCCCAUGAAUGUGGUGCACACUGGCACUAUUCCCAUGAAUGUGGUGCACACUGGCACUAUUCCCAUGAAUGUGGUGCACACUGGCACUAUUCCCAUGAAUGUGGUGCACACUGGCACUAUUCCCAUGAAUGUGGUGCACACUGGCACUAUUCCCAUGAAUGUGGUGCACACUGGCACUAUUCCCAUGAAUGUGGUGCACACUGGCACUAUUCCCAUGAAUGUGGUGCACACUGGCACCACUCCCAUGAAUGUGGUGCACUCUGGCACUAUUCCCAUGAAUGUGGUGCACACUGGCACUAUUCCCAUGAAUGUGGUGCACACUGGCACUAUUCCCAUGAAUGUGGUGCACACUGGCACUAUUCCCAUGAAUGUGGUGCACACUGGCACUAUUCCCAUGAAUGUGGUGCACACUGGCACUAUUCCCAUGAAUGUGGUGCACACUGGCACUAUUCCCAUGAAUGUGGUGCACACUGGCACUAUUCCCAUGAAUGUGGUGCCAGUGAAUGUGGUGCACACUGGCACUAUUCCCAUGAAUGUGGUGCACACUGGCACUAUUCCCAUGAAUGUGGUGCACACUGGCACUAUUCCCAUGAAUGUGGUGCACACUGGCACUAUUCCCAUGAAUGUGGUGCACACUGGCACUAUUCCCAUGAAUGUGGUGCACACUGGCACUAUUCCCAUGAAUGUGGUGCACACUGGCACUAUUCCCAUGAAUGUGGUGCACACUGGCACUAUUCCCAUGAAUGUGGUGCACACUGGCACUAUUCCCAUGAAUGUGGUGCACACUGGCACUAUUCCCAUGAAUGUGGUGCACACUGGCACUAUUCCCAUGAAUGUGGUGCACACUGGCACUAUUCCCAUGAAUGUGGUGCACACUGGCACUAUUCCCAUGAAUGUGGUGCACACUGGCACUAUUCCCAUGAAUGUGGUGCACACUGGCACUAUUCCCAUGAAUGUGGUGCACACUGGCACUAUUCCCAUGAAUGUGGUGCACACUGGCACUAUUCCCAUGAAUGUGGUGCACACUGGCACUAUUCCCAUGAAUGUGGUGCACACUGGCACUAUUCCCAUGAAUGUGGUGCACACUGGCACUAUUCCCAUGAAUGUGGUGCACACUGGCACUAUUCCCAUGAAUGUGGUGCACACUGGCACUAUUCCCAUGAAUGUGGUGCACACUGGCACUAUUCCCAUGAAUGUGGUGCACACUGGCACUAUUCCCAUGAAUGUGGUGCACACUGGCACUAUUCCCAUGAAUGUGGUGCACACUGGCACUAUUCCCAUGAAUGUGGUGCACACUGGCACUAUUCCCAUGAAUGUGGUGCACACUGGCACUAUUCCCAUGAAUGUGGUGCACACUGGCACUAUUCCCAUGAAUGUGGUGCACACUGGCACUAUUCCCAUGAAUGUGGUGCACACUGGCACUAUUCCCAUGAAUGUGGUGCACACUGGCACUAUUCCCAUGAAUGUGGUGCACACUGGCACUAUUCCCAUGAAUGUGGUGCACACUGGCACUAUUCCCAUGAAUGUGGUGCACACUGGCACUAUUCCCAUGAAUGUGGUGCACACUGGCACUAUUCCCAUGAAUGUGGUGCACACUGGCACUAUUCCCAUGAAUGUGGUGCACACUGGCACUAUUCCCAUGAAUGUGGUGCACACUGGCACUAUUCCCAUGAAUGUGGUGCACACUGGCACUAUUCCCAUGAAUGUGGUGCACACUGGCACUAUUCCCAUGAAUGUGGUGCACACUGGCACUAUUCCCAUGAAUGUGGUGCACACUGGCACUAUUCCCAUGAAUGUGGUGCACACUGGCACUAUUCCCAUGAAUGUGGUGCACACUGGCACUAUUCCCAUGAAUGUGGUGCACACUGGCACUAUUCCCAUGAAUGUGGUGCACACUGGCACUAUUCCCAUGAAUGUGGUGCACACUGGCACUAUUCCCAUGAAUGUGGUGCACACUGGCACUAUUCCCAUGAAUGUGGUGCACACUGGCACUAUUCCCAUGAAUGUGGUGCACACUGGCACUAUUCCCAUGAAUGUGGUGCACACUGGCACUAUUCCCAUGAAUGUGGUGCACACUGGCACUAUUCCCAUGAAUGUGGUGCACACUGGCACUAUUCCCAUGAAUGUGGUGCACACUGGCACUAUUCCCAUGAAUGUGGUGCACACUGGCACUAUUCCCAUGAAUGUGGUGCACACUGGCACUAUUCCCAUGAAUGUGGUGCACACUGGCACUAUUCCCAUGAAUGUGGUGCACACUGGCACUAUUCCCAUGAAUGUGGUGCACACUGGCACUAUUCCCAUGAAUGUGGUGCACACUGGCACUAUUCCCAUGAAUGUGGUGCACACUGGCACUAUUCCCAUGAAUGUGGUGCACACUGGCACUAUUCCCAUGAAUGUGGUGCACACUGGCACUAUUCCCAUGAAUGUGGUGCACACUGGCACUAUUCCCAUGAAUGUGGUGCACACUGGCACUAUUCCCAUGAAUGUGGUGCACACUGGCACUAUUCCCAUGAAUGUGGUGCACACUGGCACUAUUCCCAUGAAUGUGGUGCACACUGGCACUAUUCCCAUGAAUGUGGUGCACACUGGCACUAUUCCCAUGAAUGUGGUGCACACUGGCACUAUUCCCAUGAAUGUGGUGCACACUGGCACUAUUCCCAUGAAUGUGGUGCACACUGGCACUAUUCCCAUGAAUGUGGUGCACACUGGCACUAUUCCCAUGAAUGUGGUGCACACUGGCACUAUUCCCAUGAAUGUGGUGCACACUGGCACUAUUCCCAUGAAUGUGGUGCACACUGGCACUAUUCCCAUGAAUGUGGUGCACACUGGCACUAUUCCCAUGAAUGUGGUGCACACUGGCACUAUUCCCAUGAAUGUGGUGCACACUGGCACUAUUCCCAUGAAUGUGGUGCACACUGGCACUAUUCCCAUGAAUGUGGUGCACACUGGCACUAUUCCCAUGAAUGUGGUGCACACUGGCACUAUUCCCAUGAAUGUGGUGCACACUGGCACUAUUCCCAUGAAUGUGGUGCACACUGGCACUAUUCCCAUGAAUGUGGUGCACACUGGCACUAUUCCCAUGAAUGUGGUGCACACUGGCACUAUUCCCAUGAAUGUGGUGCACACUGGCACUAUUCCCAUGAAUGUGGUGCACACUGGCACUAUUCCCAUGAAUGUGGUGCACACUGGCACUAUUCCCAUGAAUGUGGUGCACACUGGCACUAUUCCCAUGAAUGUGGUGCACACUGGCACUAUUCCCAUGAAUGUGGUGCACACUGGCACUAUUCCCAUGAAUGUGGUGCACACUGGCACUAUUCCCAUGAAUGUGGUGCACACUGGCACUAUUCCCAUGAAUGUGGUGCACACUGGCACUAUUCCCAUGAAUGUGGUGCACACUGGCACUAUUCCCAUGAAUGUGGUGCACACUGGCACUAUUCCCAUGAAUGUGGUGCACACUGGCACUAUUCCCAUGAAUGUGGUGCACACUGGCACUAUUCCCAUGAAUGUGGUGCACACUGGCACUAUUCCCAUGAAUGUGGUGCACACUGGCACUAUUCCCAUGAAUGUGGUGCACACUGGCACUAUUCCCAUGAAUGUGGUGCACACUGGCACUAUUCCCAUGAAUGUGGUGCACACUGGCACUAUUCCCAUGAAUGUGGUGCACACUGGCACUAUUCCCAUGAAUGUGGUGCACACUGGCACUAUUCCCAUGAAUGUGGUGCACACUGGCACUAUUCCCAUGAAUGUGGUGCACACUGGCACUAUUCCCAUGAAUGUGGUGCACACUGGCACUAUUCCCAUGAAUGUGGUGCACACUGGCACUAUUCCCAUGAAUGUGGUGCACACUGGCACUAUUCCCAUGAAUGUGGUGCACACUGGCACUAUUCCCAUGAAUGUGGUGCACACUGGCACUAUUCCCAUGAAUGUGGUGCACACUGGCACUAUUCCCAUGAAUGUGGUGCACACUGGCACUAUUCCCAUGAAUGUGGUGCACACUGGCACUAUUCCCAUGAAUGUGGUGCACACUGGCACUAUUCCCAUGAAUGUGGUGCACACUGGCACUAUUCCCAUGAAUGUGGUGCACACUGGCACCAUUCCCUUGAAUGUGGUGCACACUGGCACCAUUCCCGUGAAUGUGGUGCACACUGGCACUAUUCCCAUGAAUGUGGUGCACACUGGCACUAUUCCCAUGAAUGUGGUGCACACUGGCACUAUUCCCAUGAAUGUGGUGCACACUGGCACUAUUCCCAUGAAUGUGGUGCACACUGGCACUAUUCCCAUGAAUGUGGUGCACACUGGCACUAUUCCCAUGAAUGUGGUGCACACUGGCACUAUUCCCAUGAAUGUGGUGCACACUGGCACUAUUCCCAUGAAUGUGGUGCACACUGGCACUAUUCCCGUAAAUGUGGUGCACACUGGCACUAUUCCCAUGAAUGUGGUGCACACUGGCACUAUUCCCAUGAAUGUGGUGCACACUGGCACUAUUCCCAUGAAUGUGGUGCACACUGGCACUAUUCCCAUGAAUGUGGUGCACACUGGCACUAUUCCCAUGAAUGUGGUGCACACUGGCACUAUUCCCAUGAAUGUGGUGCACACUGGCACUAUUCCCAUGAAUGUGGUGCACACUGGCACUAUUCCCAUGAAUGUGGUGCACACUGGCACUAUUCCCAUGAAUGUGGUGCACACUGGCACUAUUCCCAUGAAUGUGGUGCCAGUGAAUGUGGUGCACACUGGCACUAUUCCCAUGAAUGUGGUGCACACUGGCACUAUUCCCAUGAAUGUGGUGCACACUGGCACUAUUCCCAUGAAUGUGGUGCACACUGGCACUAUUCCCAUGAAUGUGGUGCACACUGGCACUAUUCCCAUGAAUGUGGUGCACACUGGCACUAUUCCCAUGAAUGUGGUGCACACUGGCACUAUUCCCAUGAAUGUGGUGCACACUGGCACUAUUCCCAUGAAUGUGGUGCACACUGGCACUAUUCCCAUGAAUGUGGUGCACACUGGCACUAUUCCCAUGAAUGUGGUGCACACUGGCACUAUUCCCAUGAAUGUGGUGCACACUGGCACUAUUCCCAUGAAUGUGGUGCACACUGGCACUAUUCCCAUGAAUGUGGUGCACACUGGCACUAUUCCCAUGAAUGUGGUGCACACUGGCACUAUUCCCAUGAAUGUGGUGCACACUGGGACCAUUCCCAUGAAUGUGGUGCACUCUGGCACUAUUCCCAUGAAUGUGGUGCACACUGGCACUAUUCCCAUGAAUGUGGUGCACACUGGCACUAUUCCCAUGAAUGUGGUGCACACUGGCACUAUUCCCAUGAAUGUGGUGCACACUGGCACUAUUCCCAUGAAUGUGGUGCACACUGGCACUAUUCCCAUGAAUGUGGUGCCAGUGAAUGUGGUGCACACUGGCACUAUUCCCAUGAAUGUGGUGCACACUGGCACUAUUCCCAUGAAUGUGGUGCACACUGGCACUAUUCCCAUGAAUGUGGUGCACACUGGCACUAUUCCCAUGAAUGUGGUGCACACUGGCACUAUUCCCAUGAAUGUGGUGCACACUGGCACUAUUCCCAUGAAUGUGGUGCACACUGGCACUAUUCCCAUGAAUGUGGUGCACACUGGCACUAUUCCCAUGAAUGUGGUGCACACUGGCACUAUUCCCAUGAAUGUGGUGCACACUGGCACUAUUCCCAUGAAUGUGGUGCACACUGGCACUAUUCCCAUGAAUGUGGUGCACACUGGCACUAUUCCCAUGAAUGUGGUGCACACUGGCACUAUUCCCAUGAAUGUGGUGCACACUGGCACUAUUCCCAUGAAUGUGGUGCACACUGGCACUAUUCCCAUGAAUGUGGUGCACACUGGCACUAUUCCCAUGAAUGUGGUGCACACUGGCACUAUUCCCAUGAAUGUGGUGCACACUGGCACUAUUCCCAUGAAUGUGGUGCACACUGGCACUAUUCCCAUGAAUGUGGUGCACACUGGCACUAUUCCCAUGAAUGUGGUGCACACUGGCACUAUUCCCAUGAAUGUGGUGCACACUGGCACUAUUCCCAUGAAUGUGGUGCACACUGGCACUAUUCCCAUGAAUGUGGUGCACACUGGCACUAUUCCCAUGAAUGUGGUGCACACUGGCACUAUUCCCAUGAAUGUGGUGCACACUGGCACUAUUCCCAUGAAUGUGGUGCACACUGGCACUAUUCCCAUGAAUGUGGUGCACACUGGCACUGUUCCCGUGAAUGCAUGGGUAGGAGCCCGCUUGCCACCGUGUGUCGCGGUGGAUGGCAGAACGGCAGGUCGCCAGCAGCACUCACUCAGCAAGUCGCGUGCCGCUGCAGAGAGGCCGACGUGCACAGCAGCGUCCACAGGCCGCCCUCCCACCCCCUCGCCCACUGCUGCACCCGCCGCAGCAGCAGCGUCGCCACGCGGGUCAGGCAGGUUGGCAUGGUGCCCACCUGGUGUCGUUGAAAAGCGUCUCGAGGUUGACAAUGUCGAUCAGCUGCAACCCCUCCGCCUCCGCCAACCUGCCAUGCCAUGCGCGGGAGAGACGAUGGGGGCAUGUGAGAAGACAUGGGCAUAA